Messenger RNA from Aegilops tauschii subsp. strangulata, 1685 nucleotides. Its product is annotated as protein WRKY1. Gene Ontology annotation, biological process: regulation of DNA-templated transcription. Gene Ontology annotation, molecular function: sequence-specific DNA binding; DNA-binding transcription factor activity. Lineage: Eukaryota; Viridiplantae; Streptophyta; Magnoliopsida; Poales; Poaceae. The record is from RefSeq and is a predicted model, not a curated record.
CCCUGCGCCUGGUCUCCGUCCGCUCCUUCGUUCACACCUUCUUCCACUAGGACGCUGGUCUCCGGUGGUGGGGGACGAGACGACCGUCGUCCGUCGACUCCGAGCUCGCUCACGGCCGCGGCUCUGGACUCAUCGCACGCGCGAGAGGAUCCCCCUCCCCGAGAUCUGCUGUGGUGAGAGCUGCCGAGAAGCCGACGUGCUCGUGAACAUCUCAAGAAAAUAAAAAUGGAGGAGGUGGAGGAGGCCAACAGGAUGGCCGUGGCGAGCUGCCACAGAGUGCUUGGCCUGCUCGCCCAGACCCAGGACCCGGCGCAGCUGAGGAGCAUAGCUCUGGGCACGGACGAAGCCUGUGCAAAGUUCAGGAAGGUGGUCUCCCUCCUCGGCAACGGCAACGAAGGAGGGGGAACCCAUCCUAGAGCCAAGCUUGUGAGCAGAAGGCAGACCCCCGGGUUCUUGAGCCAGAAGAGCUUCUUGGACAACAACACCCCGGUGGUGGUGCUGAACAGUGCGCACCCCUCGACCAGCUCUGCCCAGGUGUAUCCCAGAAACAGCAGCAUUCUGGAUUCACAGCCCGCGCACCCAAUCGGGGGGCCUCCCAAGCUGGUCCAGCCGUUGUCCGCGCAUUUCCAGUUCGGCGACUCGUCGCGGUAUAAUCAGUUCCAGCAGCAUCAGCACCAGCAGCAGAAGAUGCGGGCCGAGAUGUUCAAGAGAAGCAACAGUGGGAUCAACUUGAAGUUUGACAGCCCCAGUGGCACGGGGACGAUGUCGUCCGCGAGGUCCUUCAUGUCGUCUUUGAGCAUGGAUGGCAGCGUGGCCAGCCUGGAUGCCAAGUCUUCCUCCUUCCAUUUGAUCGGUGGGCCUGCCAUGAGCGACCCGGUGAAUGCGCAGCAGGCGCCAAGGAGGCGAUGCUCAGGGCGUGGGGAGGAUGGAAAUGGCAAGUGUGCUGCAACUGGCAGGUGCCAUUGUUCUAAGAGAAGCAGGAAGUUGCGGUUGAAGAGGACGAUUAAAGUUCCCGCAAUUAGUAAUAAAAUUGCUGAUAUACCUCCAGAUGAAUACUCCUGGAGGAAGUAUGGGCAGAAGCCAAUUAAGGGCUCCCCUCAUCCCAGGGGGUACUACAAAUGCAGCAGUGUGAGGGGCUGCCCUGCGCGGAAGCAUGUUGAACGUUGCGUGGAUGAUCCGUCGAUGCUCAUUGUGACAUACGAGGGCGAACAUAACCAUACGCGAAUGCCAACUCAGUCUGCGCAAGCUUAGGGAAUCCCCCAAUUAUCACUCUUUUCAGGAAAGGCCAACUCGCCGGCACUUGUUGGACAGACUGCGUUGUUCUCCUAAAUUAGGAUUGCGAAGUGACAAAUAUGGAAUCCAUUUGAGCAGUUGAUGUGUCGAUUGGCCUCCUGACCUACAUGUUUUGUAGCGAGUGUCAAGUGGGAGGAUGCAAAAAUGUUGUUCUCCCUUAAGGAGGUAAUCAAAAUGAUGAAAUGUUAGAACAAGAUGUUAGAUAGGAAACCUGAGAUUUGCUCAGGAGGGAGUGCGGAGAGUCGGAAGGGAAGGUAGAAAUUGGGGGAUGAUAUGUGUGUAAAGUAGCAAAAAUUGAUAAAAUCACUGGGUCUCCCUCUUUUUGUACCAAGUGCACAAAAAGUCUGGAUUAAAAUCAAAUAAAUGAGACAGAACCAAUUUGUGGUUGGAUA